ACAUUCGGCCCAAUGGAAACCUUCAAUGGUGAGAGAGGCGGGACCAGACCUACGGAAGCCGAAGAGAGCGGCCGGCGCCUCGGGGGGGCCGGAAAGAUGGCGGUCCUAGCGCCUUUGAUUGCUCUCGUGUAUUCGGUCCCGCGACUUUCACGAUGGCUGGCCCGACCUUACUACUUUUUGUCAGCCCUGCUGUCUGCUGCCUUCCUGCUCGUGAGGAAGCUGCCCCCUGUCUGCGAAAGUCUCCCCACGCAACGCGAAGACGGCAACCCGUGUGACUUUGACUGGAGAGAAGUGGAGAUCCUGAUGUUUCUCAGCGCCAUCGUGAUGAUGAAGAACCGCAGGUCCAUCACCGUGGAACAGCACAUAGGCAACAUCUUCAUGUUCAGCAAGGUGGCCAAUGCGAUUCUUUUCUUCCGCCUGGAUAUUCGUAUGGGCCUGCUUUACAUCACACUCUGCAUAGUGUUCUUGAUGACAUGCAAACCCCCCUUGUACAUGGGCCCUGAGUACAUCAAGUACUUCAGUGACAAAACCAUUGAUGAGGAGCUGGAGCGGGACAAGAGGGUCACUUGGAUCGUGGAGUUCUUCGCCAACUGGUCCAGUGACUGCCAGUCAUUUGCCCCUAUCUACGCUGACCUCUCGCUCAAGUACAACUGUACAGGGCUGAAUUUUGGGAAGGUAGACGUUGGACGCUACACGGACGUUAGUACACGGUACAAAGUGAGCACAUCACCCCUCACCAAGCAGCUCCCUACCCUGAUCCUGUUCCAAGGUGGGAAGGAGGUCAUGCGGCGGCCGCAGAUCGACAAGAAGGGCCGGGCUGUCUCUUGGACAUUCUCAGAGGAGAACGUGAUCCGAGAAUUCAACCUGAAUGAGCUCUAUCAGCGGGCUAAGAAGCUGUCAAAGGCUGGCGAUAGGAUCCCUGAGGAGCAGCCUGUGGCCACGGGGCCCACUGCUGUGCCAGAUGAGGAGAGCAAGAAGGACAAAUAGGAUCCCUGCUGCAGUCCCAGGCACCUCGGAGGCUCUGCCCUUUCUGUAACCACAAGCCUUGCCUGAGGCCUGGGCCUUUUAUUUAUGUUUCCCCUGUUUGGCUGUGCCUAGAUGGGGCAGGGUAUCGCUUCUGAUUUUUAAGAGGCAUCCAGGGUGAUGACAGGUACCCUCUAGGAAGGCCCCACUGUUGCGGCCGGCUGUUUUACUGGAAGGAGGGAAAGAUCUUGUCUGGUGGAGGGAGAAGGCUUACCCUCCAAGCUGGGCCAGGGCGUCAACUGCUGUGUGCUGCCCGACAUCUCCAUCAGGCUCUGGUCUCAUUAUUCCUCACGGUGGUGCCACGCAGCCUACUUAGACUAGAUUAAACCCUAACAUAACAGGCCAAGGUGCAGAGUUAGUGCUGAGAUUUUCCCUUCAUGGAAUCUUACUUCUUUAGGCCCUUCUGGCUUAGUCUGUGGCCUGUAUUAAAAAAAAACAAAAGGUAUAAGCCUGUGACCUGUCCCAAGGAAAAAACCUUUAACCACAGACUUUUCUCUUUGAAGAUUACUGAAUAAUCUACCUAUUUUAUGAAGAUCGGGAGGAAGGGGAAUGGAAGUUUGAGACUUCCUUUGUGUGGUGGGCCCUGGAGGAAAAAGCCCCUGGCCGGGGGCUCACCUAACCCAGCUGCACCCUGCCCACACCCAGUUGAUGGUUUUGCUCAGUAAAGAGACUGAUAAUUAGU
Messenger RNA from Cervus elaphus (red deer), 1705 nucleotides. It is a transcript of the gene TMX2, whose product is annotated as thioredoxin related transmembrane protein 2. Lineage: Eukaryota; Metazoa; Chordata; Mammalia; Artiodactyla; Cervidae. The coding region runs from base 13 to 987 and encodes 324 amino acids. Gene Ontology annotation, biological process: brain development. Gene Ontology annotation, molecular function: disulfide oxidoreductase activity. Gene Ontology annotation, cellular component: membrane-bounded organelle. The record is from RefSeq and is a predicted model, not a curated record. The transcript is spliced from 8 exons.